Messenger RNA from Plasmodium cynomolgi strain B, 849 nucleotides. RefSeq lists its product as hypothetical. The coding region runs from base 391 to 849 and encodes 152 amino acids. The record is from RefSeq and is a predicted model, not a curated record. The transcript has 4 exons. Lineage: Eukaryota; Apicomplexa; Aconoidasida; Haemosporida; Plasmodiidae.
GGUACGCGAAAAAAAACUGAAAGGUCAUCAUAUCCUCACCCCUCAGCCGAUCGAAUGUUCACCGAAAAGGGGGACUAUUUCACGGACAGGGAAGAGGUUAAGCGGGAAUUUUUGUUAACGCUGCUUCUCUGCAUAUGCAGCACACACGUGGGUCAUAAAAAGAUAAAUCCACGAGACAGCUUUUCUCAGUUCAACUUCCCCUCGGUUUAUUUUCCCCACCGCGGUGCGACAACACCACAUGUGCAUAUACUACGCCACACCGUUCAUUCGAACUAGUUAUCUCACUAGUGAUAUUAAAAAAAAAAAAGAGGAACAGUUGGAGAGGGCAAACCUAGCAAAGGAACAAACACAUAGUGACACAAAAAGGAGACCUCCCCCGAGAAGAUCAAAAUGCAGAACGCAGCGUCGACCAAAUUAAACAUGGAAAAACGGUUUGACCAUUUGAAGACAUUCUCUAGCAAUAUCGCUGGGAUGAUCUACGAGUUGAAGGACUUGAUAAAAAUUCACGAAAUUUUAAUUUAUAAAGAAAAGCUCAGCAGCACCAAAAAGGAGCAGCUGCAGAAGCAUCAGGAUGAUCUCAUGGCGCUCAAGCUGGACCUCGAAUCGAUCAAAAAGGAAAACGAAAAUAUGGACGGGCAGCUUAAGUAUUACAAAAAGAUUGAUGAAUCGAUUAACUCCGAAAUUGUUAACAUGUCGGUGAACAUACAGAAAAUGAAGCUUGACAUAAACAUGCAGGAGAAGAAGUAUUUAAAAAAUUGUCUGAAUUUAUUGCAAGCACGUUUGCAUGUGAGAAAAAUCGAGAUAAAAAAAGAUAUCGACGAAAUGAAGAACGUAAGACAUGAUCUGUGA